CAAACUGUAGCACCCCGGUGCUCUGAAACAUGCUCCAAAGUGCAAAAAGAAGACUGAAAAUAAAAACGGCGAACAGUCUAAAUAGAAAUCGCUUUUGAACGUCAAUAUUCACAUUAGGUCAGUUCACAGCGUCAUGUGCGCCCACCGUGAAACCGGUGCAACACAUUGCCGCUGCGCGUGGCGCGCGUCAGUCCGGAGCUCUGAGGGGAGGAGCGAGCAGCGACACGACCGGGGCACAGCGCACCGACUCAUGCACGGGGGAGUUAGUAAAGUUGAAUCCGAAACCAACUGUUGACAACAUGUCCAGGCGCUUCGUGUAGACGUGCGGGAUUUAACUUUUAGCGCCAAUUAAAGGUGUAAUCUUGAAUCUGCCGGAGGAGAAGAUCCAUCAUCAGCUCCACACAGCCGCGCGAGGAGGAGCAGCAGAGGCGCCGGUGGCUUUAGAGGACGCAAACUGACCUGUAUAGACACCAGUGGCUGGUGUUAAGGAUGAUUUUGUCCCAACAUCAGACCUGGAGGUAACCCCCACGUCGUCUGUGCUCUUGGCCCUCGUUCAUCUCAGAGAGGAGAUGGUCCACUGGACCACACACUGGGCGACAUGCGUCUGGCUCCAGACUCUCCUGGCCUUUGCCCUGGCCAACUGUCCCUCGCAGACGCCCAGCCCCGUCAACUUCUCCGUGGUGUACACCAUGCCUUUCUUCCAGGCCCGUGGCCCAAUCCAGAACAUCGUCAACAACUCAUUGUACCAGGAAGUGUACGUGGCCUCGAGGAAUGUGAUCGAAGCUGUCAACAGAAGCUUGGAGAAGGUGUGGGAGCUGCGCACCGGACCCGUGGGAAGCCCGGAGUGUCAAAUAUGUGAAAUGUGCGACAUCGACAAGGAUCGCAACUUUCCAGAGGACACAAACAAUCAAGUCUUACUUUUGGAUACUCUCUUUAUGUAUUUAUAUUCCUGUGGAAGUUCUCAGUACGGUGUGUGCUAUUUCCACCAGCUGAACUCAGAUGGAGAGCCACCUUCGCUUUCUAAGUGUUUGUUCAGAAAGGACUCAAACUCUGCUGCUUACUGUCCCGACUGUGUGGCCAGCCCUCUUGGGACCAAAGUAACCAUGGUCGAGGAGGGUCAGACUGUCUACUUCUUUGUUGCUACCACUGUAAAUGACAGCGUUACCCAGCGUUAUGGCAGGAAGUCUAUAUCAGUUCGUCGACCACUGGCCACAGAGGAUGGCUUCUACAGUGACGUGCGUGGCCUGACUGUCCGCCCCGAGCUGCGGAAAACGUACCACAUCGAAUAUGUCUACAGCUUUUUCACUCAGGAGUUUGUCUACUUCCUUUCAGUCCAGAGAGAGAGUCCAGAUCAGGACUCGUCCCCAUUUCAGACUCGCCUGGGACGUCUACCGCGAAAUGAGUGGGAGAUGAAGAGAUAUCGGGAGGUGAUAUUGGAGUGCCGCUUUGAACCGAAACGCAGGAGGAGGAACGUAGCGAGCGAGCCUUAUAAGGAUGUAGUGUACAAUGUGGUCCAGGCAGCCCAUUUUGGAAAGGCCGGCAGGGAGCUGGCAGAGGAGUUAGGGGCAGAGGAGGAGGAUGACAUCCUCUACGGAGUGUUCGCUGUUACUGAUGACAACGGGGUCACGGAGCAUGAUUCGGCCUUGUGUGCGUUCCCCAUGGACAAUGUGAACAAAGCGAUUGCUGACGGGGUGGACGAUUGCUGCGAGUCCGGUCCAGAGCAGCUCUCCAGAGGCCUCUGCCAUUUUCAGCCCUGUGAGAGCUGUCCACACGAGAGCAUGGAGAACAACGCCACAUGCAGGGACCAUCCUACCAUGGUGUCAAAGCCCUACUACAGAGUCGACCUCUUCAACAGACAGAUGACAAACGUCCUGCUCACCUCGCUCCUGGUCACAACCAUAGAGAACAAGACCGUCGCCCACAUCGGAACUUCGACUGGACGUCUCUUUCAGCUUGUAUUGACGAGAUCCAGCCCUGUCGUCUUUGCCAAUUACUCUUUGGUAGAAAACCAGAGUGUUUCGUCUAUUGCUGCUGUGUACUCUUCUGAGUAUCUCCUCUUUGUGGUUGGAGACAAGAUGAUUCAGGUUCCCCAGAGAGGGCCGGGUUGUCAACACUUCAUGACUUGUGCUAUGUGCCUGACAGCCCCAAAGUUCAUGGGUUGUGGCUGGUGCUCUGGGGUAUGCUCGUGGGAGAGUGAGUGCCACAGUCACUGGAGGAAUGAGUCCUGUCCGCCUGGGAUAACUGGGUUCUUCCCACGGACUGCUCCUCCUGAUGGUCAGACAGAGCUAACGGUCUGUGGAUGGGAGUUCCAGUCGCCCUUGAGGCCUGCUAUCUCUUCCCGGACCCACCAGAUCAAGCUGGGACAGACUGCUUGCACAGUGCUUCCAGUCAAAAGCAAUAACACACAUUUAGUUUGCAAGAUCCGCUCAGGGGUGACCGAGCUGUCCAAACCAGUCAACAUUACGGUGAAAGUGCGCGAGGACAAGGUGGACGGGCGCUACUCUAUUGAUGGGGAGGCAGAAAUACCAGGGUUCACGUUUGUGAUUCCCAACAUCACAGAAAUCCAGCCUAACUACGGCCCUCGUGUUGGGGGCACGCUCAUCACAGUGACUGGACCUCACCUGAAUGCGGGAAAUACCAGGAAGGUCACACUCAAUGACAUACUCUGCCCUAUAAAGAGAGAAACGGCGGGGCAAGGCAACAUGUCUUCCAUCAUCUGUCUGUCCCAGCCCAUCUCAGAGGUGAGGGACGUUCCUCUGAGUGUUUUCAUUGACAAGUCUCGUAUCCUCACGACAAAAGUGUUUUACUACAAAGAAGACCCCAAGGUUACAGCCGUCCUCCCUGACUGUAGCUUUGACAGGGGUUCAAAGAUCGUGAUUGAAGGGGAGAACCUGGAUUCUGUUUACCGCACCAUCAUCCGCUUUAAACCCAAUGAGAGUCACCUGAAACCUGUGACAAGGGAGUGCAUUGGCAAGUCCUUGUCCACGAGGAUGGUGUGUAUCACUCCUGUGUUCCACAGAGAUGAGACGGAGGAAGGAGAGCUCUCGUUUGACAUGGAUGGUGCGCUGGGCCUUUGGAACAAAGAGUUCUCCUAUCACCCCUACGGCAAGCCCAUACCUUUUGAAACAGAGGGGCAUGUGCUAAGUUUGUACCCUGGAUUUGAUGAAGUGUCACUGCAUCAUCAAAAGCUGAAUCUGGUGAGCUCCUGUAUGACCAUCAUCAUGACAGUGGCCGACGUUGAUUGUGAUGCUAAAGUACUGGAUAAUGAGAUAACCUGCAGGAUCCCCAAAAACAUGACCAUUCCCAGUGAGGGACUGCCAGUGAAGAUCUCCAUCAACGGGCAGGUCCACCACGUUGGCACCGUGGUGAGGGUCAGCAACCACUACAUGGUGGGGAUUGUUCUGGGGAUCCUGGCGGCUCUGGUGGCAGGGGCCGUGCUGGCCUUUGUCGUCAUGAAACACUUGAGGAAGAAGAAGAAAGCCUCCAUGGUAGAGAUGCGUUUGGCCCACGGUGCUAACCGCCCUGGUACAAAUAAUGUGGAGCUGUCGCCUGCUGGAGACUACAGAAGAGUAGUGUCAUUGAGUCCUCCCACUCCCCUGGUUGGGCCUGUGGCGUUCCCUAGUAUGGCCUACAAUGCAUGCAGCAUAGAUCCCACCCUCACCCCCCUCAUGCCUGCAGAAAAGAUCUCCAUCUCCAGUUUUAGGCCAGAGCUGCUGGAAGAGGUGAAGGACGUUCUUAUUCCUGCUGAGAUGCUGAUUGUGCAGCACCACCGUAUCAUAGGGAAGGGCCAUUUUGGAACUGUCUAUCAUGGCUACUUCACAGAUGCCAACAACAGAGAAAUCCACUGUGCUGUCAAGUCUUUGAAUAGAAUAACAGACGUUGAAGAGGUCGAGCAGUUUUUGAAGGAAGGCAUCAUAAUGAAGGGUUUCCACCACAGCAAUGUGCUGUCCCUGCUGGGCAUCCUCCUGCCGCAGGAAGGGCUCCCUCUAGUGGUGCUGCCCUACAUGAAACACGGUGACCUGCGGCACUUCAUACGCUGCGAGAAGAGGAACCCCACUGUGAAGGAUCUGAUUGGCUUCGGGCUGCAGGUUGCCAAGGGGAUGGAGUAUUUGGCUCAGAAGAAGUUUGUGCACAGAGAUCUUGCAGCGCGCAAUUGCAUGCUGGAUGAGUCAUAUACGGUGAAGGUGGCGGACUUUGGCAUGGCCAGAGAUGUUUUUGACAAGGAGUAUUACAGUGUGCAAGACCACAGGAAAGCCAAACUGCCUGUGAAGUGGAUGGCCAUCGAGAGUCUGCAAACACAGAAGUUUACCUCCAAGUCAGAUGUGUGGUCCUUUGGUGUCCUCAUGUGGGAGAUGCUAACCAGAGGAGCAAGCCCAUACCCCGAGGUGGACCCAUAUGACAUAACACAUUAUUUACUGAAGGGCAGGAGGCUUCCACAGCCACAGUACUGCCCCGACCCUUUGUAUAGGAUUAUGCUCCAGUGCUGGGACCCUGACCCAGAGCUGAGGCCCAGCUUUGCUACACUGGUGUCCGCCGUCGCCACCAUCCUGUCAGGUCUGGAGGGAGAACACUACAUCAGCCUGAACAUCACCUACGUGAACCUGGACCAGCCCCGGCCCUACCCCGCCCUCACUGAGUCCGCUGAUGAGUAUGACUCCACAGAUAUCGAAGACUCCGGCUCAAUCUCCUCCUGAUCCGUUUCUCCUCCUCUCAAAAUUGAACUGGUAUUGGUGCUAAAGGCAUGAGCACAAGGAAACCUCACCGCUAUGUCACACCAGCGUCUUUUACCUCACAGGGUGUGAACUAGAGAUACUGCAUAUUAUUUUAGUCUUUGAAAGUGAUAAUAAUAUUGUUUUACUUGUCAUAGCCAAGAGGGCCCAAGUAUGGAAGAUCUCAGGACCAGCGAGCCAAGGGGAGGAGAGGAGCCUGAAAAAAAAGAAUAAACCAAAUAUGAUUUCUUGUAGUGCAUUAUCAUAUAUAAUAAACCACAUAAAAGUGUACAUACAUGUAUGGUAGAAAGGGAAGGAACAUGUGGAGGCUCUGAGGUCCACCAGACAUGGACCCCUUUCACAUACCACGCUCCAUUGCAGCCAUGUUGGAUGGAAGCAGUUAAUUUAUCAAAAGUAUUUAAUACACUUUUUCCUUUUUGGUAACGGAAAAUAUCCUGUAUAUGUUUUGUAGCAGGAGGAGCUUGAUAACUAGCCAAAGAGAACAUGUCUUCUUGUUUCAUCGGAAGCUAGCUAUUUUUACAUCGAUCUUGUUAAAUCUACAGGUACAUCUCAAAAAAAUUUGAAUAUCGUGAAAGUUCAAGUUCAAUGUUUUUUGUCAAUCACUUCAGAAAGUGAAACUCACAUAUUAUCUCGAUUCAUUAUCCACAUAGAGUGAGAUAUUUAAAGUCUUUAUUUCUUAUGAUUUUCAUGAACAUGGCUUACAGAUAAUGGAAACCCAAAACUCAGUGUCGUAAAAAUAUACCUAAAUAUUUUAAACACAAGUGUCAGGCUACUGAAAAGUAUGUUCAUUUUUAUGCAGUCAAUACUCGGUUGGGCCUCCUUUUGUAUGAAUGUUGUAUGUUUUGUAUGAAUUACUACACUUAUCAGUGUAAUGGAAGCCCAGGUUGCUUUGAUAGCAGCCUUCAGGUCAUCUGUAUUGUAGGGUCUGGUGUCUCUAACCUUCCUCUUGACAAUAGCGUAUAGAUUCUCUAUGGGCUUAAAGUCAGGUGAGUUUACCAGCCAGUCAAGCACAGUAAUGGUCACUGAACCAGCUGUUGAAACCAGCAUCUCCUUAAACCCUGUCAGCAGAAGGAAGCAUGAAGUGCUCUAAACUUUCCUGGCAGAUGGUUACGUUGACUGUGGACUUCAGAAAACACAAUGGACCAACACCAGCAGAUGACACGGUACCACAAAUAAACACUGGCUGCGGAAACUUCACACUGGACCUCAGGCAAAGUGGUUUCUGUGCUUCUCCGGUCUUCCUCCAGACUCCGGGACCUUGAUUUCCAAAUGACAAAAUUUACUUUCAUGUGAAAAGAAGACAUUGGACCACUGAGCAACAGUCCAGUUCUUUUUAUCCUCAGUCCAGGUUAGACCCUUCUGACGUUGUCUCUGGUUCAGGAGUGGCUUGACUUGAGGAAUGUGACAUUCAUAGGCCAUAAGAUUGUUGAAUGGAUUUCUCUUGACAAUCUUCUCAAGGAUGCGGUUUUUUUUCCCCUGUUGCUGGCGCACCUUUCCUUAACACUUUUUCCUCACACUUAACCUUCUAUGAAUAUGCUUGGAUACAGCUUGGUUACAGCACUACCAGCGUCUUUAGCAAAGUCUUUUUGUGGCUUUCCCUCCUUAUGGAACGUGUCAGUGACUGUCUUCUGGACAUCUCCCAAGUCAACAGUCUUCCCCAUGAUUGUGUAGCCUACUGCUCCACAUUGAGAGACCAUUUAAAAGAUCAGGAAACUUUUCAGGGUGUUUGGAGUUAAUUCGUUGAUUGGGUGUGACACCAUGACUUUCCAAUAUUGAACUUUUUCAUAAUUUUUUGAGACAUUGAAUUUUGGGUUUUCAUUAUCUGUAAGCCAUAAUCAUGAAAAUUACAAAAAAAAUAAAUAAAUAAAGGCUUGAAAUAUUUCACUCUAUGUGUAAUGAAUCUAGAUAAUAUAUGAGUUUUACAUUCUGAAGUGAUUGACAAAAAAUAUUGAACCUUUUCACCAUAUUCUAAUUUUUUGAGAUGUACCUGUACACGGUUGACAAAGGUCAAAGCAGGUGUUCAAAUAAAACUAGAGGCUUAGACUGUUGUUCAGUUUGUUUGUUUUUCUGCUCCAAAGCCAGAUGUUUCAAGUGAAAUCCAGUGGGUGGCACACUUACUUUUACAUUUACCUUUUUUUUUUUUUUUUUUUUUUGUACUACCUACAACUUACUGUAUGUAAUGUACUGUUACAUUAGCUUAGCCAGAGUGUAUAUGUAUCUGUUUAUGGUAUCACAUUCCCACAUUUUGCUUUUAAUUGUUUUGGAGUGAUUGUUCUGUAUAUUUGGGAUCAAACUUCUAUGAGGCUAAAUGUUGAAGAAAUCAUAUGUCACCCGUUGCUUGUAUUACUGACAAAUGUCUUUACGAUAGUGUAAUUAAAUAUUUAUUUGUUUAUA
Molecule: messenger RNA, 7124 nt
Organism: Mugil cephalus (flathead mullet)
Lineage: Eukaryota; Metazoa; Chordata; Actinopteri; Mugiliformes; Mugilidae
Product: macrophage-stimulating protein receptor-like
Exons: 21
Coding region: 570-4694 (1374 amino acids)
Biological process (GO): protein phosphorylation; cell surface receptor protein tyrosine kinase signaling pathway; cell migration
Cellular component (GO): signaling receptor complex; membrane
Molecular function (GO): transmembrane receptor protein tyrosine kinase activity; ATP binding; protein binding
Source: RefSeq, a predicted model, not a curated record